This is a messenger RNA of Triplophysa dalaica, 4652 nucleotides long. Its product is annotated as fibronectin type III domain-containing protein 7-like. The record is from RefSeq and is a predicted model, not a curated record. The transcript has 13 exons. The coding region runs from base 732 to 4121 and encodes 1129 amino acids. NCBI's taxonomy places the organism in Eukaryota, Metazoa, Chordata, Actinopteri, Cypriniformes, Nemacheilidae. Gene Ontology annotation, molecular function: protein binding.
CAGAGGUGUGUCACUGUUCAAUGUGAUGGCUACAGGGAGCCUGGGAUAUAGCAAUGCCUUUAAUACCUCCACUAAUAAUCUCUCUGUGUCACUGCCCUGUGGACAAAGUUACAAUGUGACUGUUCAGGGCCAAAACCAAGACUGUGACAGUCCCCUGAGCGCCCCUGCACUUUUCAUACUCGGUACGUCUAUGCAAUCCAUGGAAAUUGUACCUUAAUCUGCUUUAGACUGUGCUCAAAGCCACAUCUUGAAACAAGAAGUUGACAUUUUACAUCCAGGCAAUAUGUCACUUCCUGUUAUGCUACUCUGACACCAUCAUGUUGUUCGAAACCUGUGUAUGACCUCUUUUCUUCUGUAGAACCGAAAAGAAGAUAUUUAAGAAAAAUGUCUGAUUGGUUUUGUGCCAAUACAAUAGAAGUUAACGGGGGACUAAGUUGUUUGGCUACCGACAUUUUUCAAAAUAUUUUCUUUUGUUUUCUGCCGGGGGAAAAAUGCCAUACAGGUUUGGAAUGACGUGGGAAUUUUCAUUUUAGGGCGAACUAUCAUGCAGAUGGUUGCAUGCAGACAUAACAUGUAUCAUUCUAGGUUGAUCUUCUCCAAUUUAAAGGGAUGUGACUUAACUUAUACCGUGUUUUCAUGCAGCCCCCUGUGCACCCCUUGACCUUGUGACAUAUGUGGAGUGUACGGACGAGACCGGUGCGGUCAGCUGGGGCUCAAGCGAUGGGGCAAACAUGUACACUGCCACAGCAACAGGUCCGGACGGGCACACACACCUGUGUGUCACUAACGAAACCAGAUGCACCUGGGAGGACUUGCACUGCGGUGAAACCUAUAACGUCACAGUUACCGCCAAUGACAGCCGCUGCACGAGCCCUCGUAGCAACACCACAUAUAUACACAUGGCCCCAUGUGUUCCUCAAGCUGUGAUGCCCACGCUGGAUUGUGAUACAGGGGUGGCCAUUCUGAACUGGGCUUCCAGCACCGGAGCUGAGACAUAUAACGUGUCGGCACAUAAUGGAGCAGGACACACACUGCAAUUCAGUACCAAUGUUACCAAUGGCUUCCUGUCAAAUCUACUCUGUGGCAAAACAUAUCUCAUCACCGUUCGCGCCCUCAACAGGCAAUGCAGCAGCGCACCGAGUUCACCUGCUGACAUGUGGUCAGUGCCAUGUGUUCCUCAGACCGUGGUGUCUGCUCUGGAUUGUGUAUCUAACUCUGCACUCGUGCAGUGGAACAUCAGCCAGGGGGCGGAGUCUUACCUGGUGGUUGCCACGGGAACCGACGGUCAAACGACUAAGUGCAACGCAACUGCUACGCAAUGCAACCUGCAAGCGCUACACUGCAGCACCUCGUACAACAUCAGCGUCAUCGCUGUAAAGCAGCAAUGCAACACGUCCAAGAGUUCAACUGUACAGACUAAGACUGCACCGUGUGUACCUGCUCACGUGCAGGGCAGUGUGGACUGCGCAUCUAAAAAUGUGUCUAUGUCCUGGAAUCAAAGCGUGGGAGCUGUUUCCUACUCAGCUGUUGCUCAGGGUGAUGCUGGCUAUGCCUCAGUGUGUAACAGCACUGGAACAGCAUGUGUUUUCUCAGACCUGCUCUGUGGGAUGAACUACAGUCUAUCCGUCAGUGCGUCUGACGGGACCUGCGUAACCGCACCAAGUCAACCGCUCGUCCUAAGUACAGUACCGUGUAAGGCACAGAAUGUUAGCGUCCAGAUGAGCUGUAGCGCAAACACUGCAGUUGUAACUUGGGAGCCAAGCGAUCGAGUCAUAAGUCACAUAGUCAGAGCCAUUGGCUCUGAUGGACAUGGCAUCAACUGCACUAGUUCCAACGACAGCUGCAUAUUAACCAGCAUGCACUGCGGUCAGAACUACAAUGUGACCGUCGCCGCUCUGGAUGGGGCUUGUGACAGCAGCAACGUACUCAUUGUUCUGCAAUCAGGUGGUGUUAUCCAAAUAAACUUCUUUCUACUGUCUUUCUUAGCUCCAUGUGCACCCAGCAACAUACUUUCAUCUUUGAUUUGCACAACUCAAAAUUACGGGGUUGUGUCCGUGUCCUGGGGGCAAGCAAAUGGGGGGCAGUCAUACGUGGCAGGGGCCGUUUCCGCUGAUGGUCAUUCCUCCUCUUGUAACUCAAGCACCACCUCCUGUGAUCUGCAAGGAUUGCAUUGUGGUCAGAUUUACAAUGUUUCUGUCUUCUCACUGGCAAAUGGCUGUCAGAGCGUGAAGAGCGGCGUGUCACAAGUGCAGACAGCUCCAUGCCCCCCUCAAAACGUAUCCACCCAAGUGCAGUGCACCCUGGGGUCCGUGCAGGUGAGCUGGAGCCCAGCGGUGAACGCCGACCAGUUCCGAGUGGCCUUGGUGGCGAACAGCACUGGUGUGAUUUCUUCAUGCAACAGCACAGGGACGCAGUGUUCCGUCAACAAUCUGCCCUGCAAUGAAAGAUUUAACCUCAGUGUGGUGGCAGUGAGGGGCAGCUGUCAGAGUCAACCCAGCAGCAGCCUUAUCGCCUCAGCUCCGUGCGCUCCUCAAGGGGUUAACGGUACCAUAGACUGUAUUACGAACUCCGCAUGGGUAUCAUGGAAUGAGAACAGUGGUGCAGAGUCGUACACUGUGCUAGCUGUAGGGGACGAUGGUGAUAAUUCCAACUGCUCCACCACAAACACCACCUGUAGUGUACCUGACCUAGGCUGCGGAAAAAGCUACAACUUCACCGUCACUGCAUCCAACACUGCCUGCCAGAGCACGCCCAGCACCAGUUUCCAGUUGGAGACGGCACCUUGUGCUUUGUCAUCCAUCGUGGCAGUGGCUAACUGCCACAGUAGCGUGAUCCAAGUACAGUGGCAAAGAGCGCAGAUAGGAAGUUCUCUCUACAUUGCAACAGCAGAGGGACAGGACCGUUCCCUCCUUUCCUGCAAUAGCUCCGCCUCUUCCUGUAACCUUACAAAUGUGCAAUGCGGUAUGGAGUACACAAUCAUUGUGGCUGCGUCCUCCAAUCGCUGCAGCAGCCUCCGCAGCCCACCCUACAAGAUAAGCACAGCCCCCUGUCAGCCCACAGCUGUAGAAGCCCAUACGGAAUGUCAGACAAACAAUGUGUUCGUGUCAUGGCAGUCUUCUUACGUGGCACGGGAGUAUGCACUUACCGUGGUCGGCAGAAGUGGAGAUAGACUGACAAACCGCACCGCGGACAGUAACUUCACACUGACCGAUCUACGCUGCGGCAACACCUAUUAUCUCUCCGUGUCGGCAAGUCAUGAGAACUGCACCAGCGUGCCCAGUCCAAACAUCACCUUUAACACCAUGCCAUGUAAGCCUGCCAACCUGACCUUAGGGGUGCAUUGUGGGAACAGAAGUGCCUCGCUAUCGUGGACGGGGACUGUAGGAGCAGUGUCCUACGUGGGACUUGCUCAGUCCGACAAUGGCACGACAAUUUACUGUCACAGCACCAACACAUCUUGCAGUUUGCAGGGCUUAGUGUGUGGCAUGGUGUACAACUUCACAGUCAAGGCGUCAGAUGGCAUCUGCAACAGUUCAUACAGUGACAGUUUAAUUGGAGGAGCAGCUCCCUGUCCUCCAGCUGGGUUUAGAGCGGUUCCUCGUCAGUUAUCGAAUGAUACUCAGAUCUUGAGGGCGUCCUGGUUUGCUGGGAACUGUCCUAAUUCUGAAUACCUCCUGCAAGUCAACGGUGGAAUUUUGGGCAACGCCCAGGCACUAUUUGAAGUCGCUUCCUAUUGGACGAGCCGCACAUUCUUUGAGAUUCCCCUCCCAUGUGGCUCCUCCUACAACGCAACCAUCAGGGCAAGGAACUUUGCAGGCUCCAGCGUCGAGUCCACCGCUGUCUCUGGAACCACAGUGCCUUGUGCCCCUGUAAACGUGACAUACUCUGCAGCGACGACUGUGGCUUGGAAUGCAUCCAUAUAUGCUACAAACUACACCGUCUACGGGGUCACCUUCUCUGGCAGGACAAGGCUCUGCAUGACCUCACAGCUCCUUUGCUCUGUCGGCAACAUCAGCAGCGGUCACAUCGUCGUAACUGCAAGCAACUCAGCUGGAGCGAGUGAAGACUCGUUGCCUGUUUUGGGUGAGUAUUUAAAUAUAGAGAGAACAACACUCAUUUGAUUGGUAACCUUUUUAGUGAUUUUUAUUGCAAAUAUAAGAUCUGUUAUAUUCAGGUGAGUUGUGGUUGUCAUUCAUUGCACAUCUUGCUUUGGUGAAAUUGUGUGACCUUUGACCUUGUCUAUCCUGUUGCAGUCACAGCAGGUCUCAGGAGGAGGUGAGACUCGUCAUAAAAAUGAGACGGGUAAGAUGAUGCUCAUCCCAAGCAGAAAAUAUUAAAGGUGUAAUACAUUUUAAAAAUAUAUAUUUUAAUAGUAAAUCCAUUCUUUUUUCACACAGGCCUGCUUAAAACGGAGUGCAUGUUCAUAAAUCAUCGCAACCAACCUCUCGCCUCUAAAGAAUUCCUGCAAGAAUUAGUGUAAAACUAUACUUCUGCAUGUAUAAUGUAUUGUGGUUCAAGGUUAACUUUAUAUGAUUUUAAAGUUAAGGGUAGAUCAACUUCACGGGAUUAAGCACUAUAACACUAUAGCUUUAAAAAAUAUUUUUCUGGCUGAAGGAUUUACUUUUUGUGUACUUUAGAUGCAAUGCCAAAUA